Messenger RNA from Fibroporia radiculosa, 651 nucleotides. RefSeq lists its product as uncharacterized. NCBI's taxonomy places the organism in Eukaryota, Fungi, Basidiomycota, Agaricomycetes, Polyporales, Fibroporiaceae. The record is from RefSeq and is a predicted model, not a curated record. Bases 1 to 651 code for a protein of 216 amino acids. The transcript has a single exon.
AUGUACGCCUGCCUAGGCUCUCCAACUCGGUCUACGAGCUGUCUGAUCGGCCUUGGGAGCGGCCCCUCGUCGGCUCCUACGCUGGGACCUCCGCGGCUGCUCCUUGUGGCGCCCCCUCUGAGCGUCUCGCUCCAUAUCGUUUGGCGGCUGAAUGUGUUCAGUAUUCCGUGUCAAGUGGCUCUUCUGCGCUCCGUGGUUAUCAUGCUGUGGUUUCGAACGACGGGAAGAGUAAGAGCGAUUGGUGUUGCCACCCCCCUUCCUCCCAGACGCAUAAUCGCGAUGGAUCGCAAGUUGCAUCCGAGACGGCUGCUUGCUUCUGGUGGGCCAAAAGGAGAACCAGGACAUGAUGCUGUCACUACCUCGCCUGCUUCCUCGCCCACUGUCACCGGCCUUUCUGGCCUUGUUGUACUUCCGGAUAGCACGCGCGUGCUUCAUCUCCCUAAUGCCGCGACUUCUGACGCGCUCGUUGCCUGUCAGAGUCCCGCGGAGCUUGGUAACCCAUCCAUGAAUCGUGGAUGCCUUGCGGUUGCGAUAUCGGCUACCGCUCGGAUCUGGCUGGGAAGGGCGUAUCAGCAGGAGAUGCAAACACGGAGGAAAGACUCUGGAGUUGCUCACCGUAUCCCAUUCGAUAUCGAUCAUGACAGAUUGUGA